This is a messenger RNA of Anastrepha ludens (Mexican fruit fly), 900 nucleotides long. It is a transcript of the gene ATPsyndelta, whose product is annotated as ATP synthase subunit delta, mitochondrial. The coding region runs from base 116 to 589 and encodes 157 amino acids. The transcript is spliced from 4 exons. The record is from RefSeq and is a predicted model, not a curated record. Lineage: Eukaryota; Metazoa; Arthropoda; Insecta; Diptera; Tephritidae. Gene Ontology annotation, biological process: proton motive force-driven ATP synthesis. Gene Ontology annotation, molecular function: proton-transporting ATP synthase activity, rotational mechanism.
AUGGCAGCAUUGUUAAAUUAUAGAGGAAAGCUAAAGCUGGGAUACAUUGUAAAAUUGCAUUUUUCGUGAUUGUGUGGAAAGGCCGAUUUGAGGUUUUUUUACGUUAUUGAUAAAUAUGUCUUUUGUAAAGAAUGCUCGGUACUUAGCGACUCGCGGUACACGUAUGAUGCAAAAGCGUGGAUUCGCCGAUGAAAUGAAAUUGACUUUUGCCGCUGCUAAUCAAACUUUUUACGAUCAAGCAGAAGUGCGACAAAUUGAUGUUCCUUCAUUCAGUGGAAGCUUUGGCAUCCUUGCGAAGCAUGUACCAACUUUGGCUGUUUUAAAGCCCGGCGUGGUGCAAGUUAUCGAAAACGAUGGAAAAACCUCAAAAUUUUUCGUGUCUAGUGGCUCAAUUACAGUAAAUGAAGACUCUUCUGUCCAAGUUUUGGCUGAAGAAGCACACAAAGUUGAGGAUAUUGACGUAUCUGAAGCAAAACAGCUUUUGUCACAGUAUCAAUCGCAAUUAAAUUCCGCCGCUAGUGACGAAGCCAAGGCGGAGGCUGCCAUUGCUGUUGAGUGUGCUGAAGCUCUUGUCCGGGCUGCAGAGUAAAUUCUCGCACUCACAAUUAAUUUCGAAAUUAUAAAAUACUGUUAUUUUAUGAAUAGUAAAUGAUUGCAAUAUAAUGUUGGAAGAAAAAGAUAGGCCCAACAGGCCCAGACAAAUUAAACUGUUGAAAUAAAAAUUAAAAAAAAAGAAAUGGAACAGAUGAAUGUUUUAAUAUCUGCUUGGAUAAUAAAAGGAGAAUAUUAUAUUAAAUUACAUAUAUUAUUAUGGAACAUCCUCGGUUAUAUGAUAUUUAUGUGCUUACACCUACAUAUGUUCGAAAUAAAUGGAUCACCCUUUUCAUUUUUUUAAAUUAA